CGAUCGUCGCGUGGAGAACUGCUUCGGAGUUCUACUUCGGGAUGACUUUUUUACAAGCCGUAUCAAGUGGUUAGUAAAAAGUGAAUUUGUCUCUGCUUAUGGGGUCGCAGCUUUUCGGUAGCGUGUUAGUGAAAUUGUGAGAACUUCAUACCUUUCUGGAGACGCCUAAAUGUCUAGCAACGCAUCUAUAGAAUUUGCUCGAGAUGGACGUUUCGAAUUGUUUUAUAUAUUUUCAUUGAAAACAUAUCGCAUUACUGAUUAUCGAGAUAUAAAUAAAAAGUUUGGAUAUACGGUAGUGAAAAGGUUAGUGCCAAGGGCCAGUUCUUGGAUAUUCUGA
This is a messenger RNA of Acanthoscelides obtectus, 337 nucleotides long. NCBI's taxonomy places the organism in Eukaryota, Metazoa, Arthropoda, Insecta, Coleoptera, Chrysomelidae. The record is from the annotation of a GenBank genome assembly.